Messenger RNA from Dermacentor andersoni, 1309 nucleotides. RefSeq lists its product as uncharacterized. The record is from RefSeq and is a predicted model, not a curated record. Lineage: Eukaryota; Metazoa; Arthropoda; Arachnida; Ixodida; Ixodidae.
GUUGCGGACGGGGACCUUUGUUUCCGCUUGCGCCUCGCGGUGAGCAGCGCAGCGCCGGUCACGGAAACGCCCUGCAGUGCGUUCGACUUACGCUGGCGUGGCCGGUCUACAUUUCCCCUCUUUCUUUGUUUCUUCGCUUUUGGAUUCGUUGAGCGACCGCGCGAUACCGUCUCGGCGUGUACGUUACCUCAGCCGAACCGCCAAAAAGAACGCGUGCUCGCUGCUCGUGCAGCGAUCUGGCUGCGCAUAUAAAAGGGAUCCACCGUAAACUGAGAGGCAAAGGUAUCGAAUCUCGAAGGUAGGAGCAGCAGCCGCCCAAGCAGCCGCAACAGCCGAAGCCAUGAACGCCCUGAGCAUCGCCCUCGUUCUCUGUGCCGCUCUGGCCAGUGCUAUGGCUGGCGGAGUGCUUGGCGGAUAUGGCCUCGGCUACGGUCUUGGAGGCUACGGACUUGGUUAUGGCGGCUACGGUCUCGGAUAUGGCGGUGGAUACGGCUUGAGCGGGGUCGGUGUCGGUAGUAGCGUUGCCCUCCUGAGCGGAGGACCUGCGUUCGCCAAGGCCGUGGCGGGGCCGGCCUUCCUGGUGAGGACAGUGCACCACGUCAACAAGGUCAGCGGAGGGGGAGCCCUCCUCGCCCACUCUGGUCUUGGAGGAGGUGGAUAUGGAGCUGGCUACGGCGGCCUCGGCUACGGGGGCCUCGGCUACGGAGGCCUCGGCUAUGGUGGUCUCGGAUACGGCGGCUACGGCUACAAGGGCUGAUUGCGAUACAUUUGCUCGCGACCCAUUUCCUAGGGUAUUUGUGUAAAUGCGUCCUAAAAUACAUACGCUGUUUUACUGUCCGCGGUAACUUCAUGACCACAAGUUGCCCAAGUGUGAAGUGUUUAUAAAGCGUUCCAUGCCAGGACUGGUUACGCAACGAUGACGUGGCUUGCACUGAUGACACUAAUUCACUUGAAGUAGUGUUUGCAACAACUUCGGCGUCGUUUGUGAUUAUUGCUAAUGCGCUCAAAGGUGGCGAGUGCGUACGCUACAUGGAAUAUUAUUCGAACACAUCCCAUGGUAGUAAUAGCGAGUGAUCAGAAAAAUAUUCUCGUCGCACAAAAAGCGCUUAUUACACCGGACACCCAAUAGACGACGUUAUUAUUGGGUGUUCUUAUUUUUCUUCACUCGAUUCCACGAACUAUAACAUGGUUAUUGCAAAGCUAUGGGUGAAAAUCGAAAAGCAUAAGCAUCAAGGAGAAAAAUUAUCACCUUCGACAUGCUGUUGCACAGUGCUUUCAUGAAUCGAAAUAAAUGUCCGUCCUACUUCAA